Molecule: messenger RNA, 2300 nt
Organism: Ylistrum balloti
Lineage: Eukaryota; Metazoa; Mollusca; Bivalvia; Pectinida; Pectinidae
Product: ribosome production factor 2 homolog
Exons: 10
Coding region: 156-1157 (333 amino acids)
Biological process (GO): maturation of LSU-rRNA from tricistronic rRNA transcript (SSU-rRNA, 5.8S rRNA, LSU-rRNA); ribosomal large subunit assembly
Cellular component (GO): nucleolus
Molecular function (GO): rRNA binding
Source: RefSeq, a predicted model, not a curated record
UUGCACAUAGUGUCAUUGAGUGUAUCUUUUGAUGAAGGUUCUGUCAUCCAUCUGUCCACCCGGCAACUUUUGUCUUCAUCUGGAAAACUAUAGGCAACUUUGGACUGGUCUAGGUACCUGGGUUGGAGUAACACUUCUUUGCCUCGUUAAUAUGGAUGUCCUUGCCCUACUUUCAAGAUCAUAGGGGUCAAAUCAUGUUCCAGAAGGUCCAUGAACUGAUAUUUUGCCAAAAACCGAAAACCCAAAAGGGUAAGCGGUUCUUGGAAGGAAGGGAACCAAAAAUUACAGAAAAUACAAAGAAUGCUAUCUUUGUUAAGGGUGGCAACACCAGUAUGACUGUUACCCAAGCUAUGAAAGAAUUGUAUCUCCUUAAGAAACCAAACGCAGUAUCCUACAAAAGAAAAAAUAUUUUACGGCCUUUUGAAGAUGAAACUCCACUUGAAUUUUUUGCCAAAAAGAGUGAUGCUGCCUUGUUUGCUUUUGGCUGUCAUUCCAAGAAGCGACCAGAUAAUCUUAUUUUAGGACGGAUGUUUGAUUUCCAUAUACUAGAUAUGUUUGAGUUGGGGAUUGAGAAUUUCAAGUCCAUGUAUGAGUUGCAGGGAGCAAAAUGCAACAUGGGUAGCAAGCCUUGUCUGCUGUUUGCUGGGGAAGCUUUUGACCAAGACUUGGAACAUAAAAGGUUGAAGAAUCUUUUUAUUGAUUUUUUCAGAGGCCCUGUGGUAAGUCAGGUACGACUCGCUGGCCUGGAACAUGUGAUACAAGUCACUGCAUUAGAUGGAAAAGUACAGCUUAGAAAUUACAAAAUUCUGAUGAAAAAGUCUGGCAGUAACACUCCCAGAGUAGAGCUCGAGGAUAUGGGCCCAUCCUUUGACUUUGUCAUUAGGCGGACAAAACUUGCCUCCGACGAUCUCUACAAGCGCUCACUCAGACAACCCAAGACAGCAAAGCCUAGAAAAAUCAAGAACAUCUCCCACAAUCCUUUUGGUUCCAAACUUGGCAGAAUUCACAUGGACAAACAGGACCUAGGGAAGUUACAGACAAGAAAGAUGAAAGGCCUGAAAAAGUCAAAGAGUUCCAAGUCGUUAGACAGUGUAUCAAAAGUCAAAGAAUCGAACGGUCCAUCUAGUGCAAAACGAGCCAAGAAAUCUGUCGACUGAUCUACAUUGUUAUUGAUUUGGAAAUAAGUGGCAAAGAGAUAUUAGAUGUGAAGCAUGCCUAGAGCUGAUUCUGAAGGAAAAAUAAAUCAGCCAGGUGAAAGAUAAUUUCGUAAUGUGAAUGACACAAAAAUAUAUGCAAAAUAGAUACCAACCUGUUUGUGUUCCAGCAUGACUGCUGGAAAAGUUAGGUAUGACAUAUAACCUAAUCCUCUUGGAUCAGAAUAUUAACAGACCACUACAGGGUCCGUCUGUCUCCGUGUAAUGAUACUGGUCAUGUGAAACAAGCCAAUCUAUUUCAAUGUCAGUAGGAGGAUAAUAUAAAGACCGAAGCAUUACAAUUUUUAGAUGAAAAUUGAAUCACUAGAAAUGAGAUCUGAUCAUGUUAAUUUUUGAGAGAAAAAAAACACAAAUUAAACAUCAAUAUUAUGUUUAGAUUUGAAUCUGUCAUCCUCUUGAAUAAUUCUAUUUUACUUCAUUAACCAAUAUCAUAUUUAUAUGAAUAAGGAUAAUUUUUUCAUAUCAUAUUUUCAGAUUUUAAAUUUCCUUUGAGUUCUGCUGUUGGGUUUAAGAUGAUAUUUGCAUGAAAUAAUCCCAAGACAAAGUGUCGUUAUUUUCCAGAUCAUUCGGAAAUCCAAGAUACCUCUCUUUUUGGUUACUCUCUUGAAAAUCACUUUCACACUUAUGAAGAACUUGUAUUAUGGUAGAAUCAAUAGAACAGAUUCACUGACACAAGCCACAAAUUUAUUUUUCACCUUGAUGGAAAGUUCCAAAUGUAGCCAUUUUGAAAUGUGAUUACACAGUCUGUUUUUCUGUGUUUUUAUUUCAAACAAACACAUUUCAAAUUUCUUUUUUUUUGUAUUUCAUUUGAUUCAUUUGGUACCUGUUGUUACUGAUGUACUUACAUACUAACUGAGGGACUCUGUUGAUAUUUGUGUUCUUACCCAGGGACUCCAGUUACCUUCGACAUGGGAUGAUUCAAGAUCGAAUGUUGUGACUUUGAACUGUCAUAGUCCAUAUUGGACAUGUUGUGUCCUUGUGUGUAUGUGUAUGAAUGCGUUUGAGAGAGGGAAUGUUUGGUUAUGUAGGUGUGAUGUGAGAUAUAUCUGUAUAUAUGACUGUAAUGAAAGAAAAUAAAAAUCAAUU